CAGGGAGCACCCGGGGCGAGACGGCUGGUUGCGAGCUUAGCGCACAUUUGCUGUGGGGAGGGGACCAGCUUUUCGCCCAGACCUUGCCUUGUCGAUACGAGAGGGCAAGGGCAUACUCAACAAACGAGGAGACUACGAGGUAUGCAGUCACUGAAGUCGUCCAGCAAGAGCCUUCACGAGCUCAGUGCCAAGGCACUCGACGGGUGAGUACAGUACAAGAGCAACAGCGCCGCACAGCAGGCGAGGAAGUGAUUCAUGUCGUGUGUCUGUGUGUCUGUGUGUCUGUGUGUCUGUGUGUCUGUGUGCGUGUGUGGGAAUGUCUACGACACGCAGGGCCACGGUCAACUUCAAGGACUAUGCGGGCAAGGUCCUGCUCGUCACCAACGUGGCAUCCAAAUGAGGCCUCACCGAGGUGACAACAACACCACACCACACAAGAGGCCCUUCAAGCGGUAUUCUUCACCCACCGCCUGUCUGUCUGUCUGUCUGGGUGGAUGGCUUCAGACCCACUACACCCAAUUCACGGAGAUCUGGCAGCAGUAUCAGGACCGCUUCAAGGGAGGGGAGGAGGAGGGCGGCUUCGAGAUAUUCGCUUUCCCGUGCGCUCAGUUUGCCAACGAGGUAGGUAGGUAGGUAGGCAGGCUGCAGGCUGCCAGGCUGCACGUGGUGUGGUGACUGACAUUCGGCUGGCAGGAGUUCCCGGACGCGGCCGACAUCAAGAAAUUCGUCGCGGCCUACAACAUCCCUGAGAAAUACAACGUCAGAAUGAUGGAGAAAAUCGACGGUGCGUCGGUCGUGUCGGGUUACUCGCCAGGCCAUUCAGGCCAUUGGUCGAUCUCGUUGCAUGGGUGGGUGUUGCCUUGUCGGUGUGGGUGCAGUGAACGGCCCGAAUAUGCAUCCGGUGUUCUCGUUCCUCAAGUACCACUCCAGCCUCUAUGACGACCAGUCCAAUGCGGCCAGUCCGAUCUCGUGGAACUUCGGUCAGUCACCAGAAACAAGGACAGACAGAAACGACAGCGAUUGACACACACGAGACGAGACGAGACAGACGCUCCUGCGUCUGUUGGUCGUCAAUUACCAGGGAAGUUUUUGGUGGACCAGGACGGCCAUGUCGUGAAGUACUACGGGCCCGAAGUCAUGCCUAAGUAAGUGAAGCGACCACCGUUGAUGUCACGAACCUCUCUCUCUGUCACGUUGCCAUUCCCAACUGUUAGGUCGCUCAUUCCGGACAUCGACCAGGUCAUCGCUCGUGCGCCGCCCCCACAGUGAACAAUCGAAAGAGAGAGGUAGCCCUGACGCCGUCUCCCCCUCCGCCCUCCUGCCCCCAUCUUCGCUUGCCUUGCCGCGGAUGAUGGCUGCACCGUCAAACCCCCUACAGCGGGGCUCGGUGCGGCCUGAGAGCUUCUCUGGCCUGUUGGUCUGCUGUGUGGCUCCCUAUGGGUGUAGGGGGGGGCUGCGCCGCCGGCCGGUGGAAAGGGGAGGAGAGCGAGGCAACGCGACUUGGGGGAGGGAGGGGGAGAGGGGCAUGGGGCUGGCGGGAAGUCGUGUAUGUAUUUUGGUAUUGUGUAUGUGUGUGUGUGUGUUGCGCAAGUCUGUAUUUGUCGAUCGGUCGAUCGUGAGGCUAGGACUGAUGGCUGGAUGGAUGAAUGGCUGGCUGGCUAGCUGGCUGGAUGGCUGGAUGGCUGGAUGAUGGCUGCAAUGCAGCUACAUGCAUGUAUUCUGUUUGGAUGACUGUGAGCGACUCGGGAUCGAUUCAACGCGAUUGCUGCUCCGUGUCC
This is a messenger RNA of Vitrella brassicaformis, 1778 nucleotides long. The record is from the annotation of a GenBank genome assembly. Lineage: Eukaryota; Vitrellaceae.